Molecule: messenger RNA, 1745 nt
Organism: Lactuca saligna
Lineage: Eukaryota; Viridiplantae; Streptophyta; Magnoliopsida; Asterales; Asteraceae
Source: the annotation of a GenBank genome assembly
CGUAGGUCCAGCCCUGUGCAAUCGUUAUCUUCGAAAAAUCUUUUAUAUUCGUUUUAGAUAAAAAAAAUUGGCCAGGUUCAAAUGUUCAAUACUUCAAUCUAUUAUUGUGAUUAUCCGAUGGAAUGAGAUGCUUUCUAUUUUUAACUUUUUAAUAAAUUCGUCAAACUUUUGAUUUCUACGCGAUUCAUGCCAUUUGAGUUUUGAAACAGCUAUAUAUAUUUGAGUCUAAAACCUCAACGGAAUCUUCUUAAUAAAACUCUUCAGUCACCAUAACAGCCGCCUCCGACCUCCAUCGUUGCCACCAGUCCGAUCGGAAACAUGACGAUGGAGGGUUUCCGGGUACUUGACGAGAAGUCGUUGAGAGAAUACAUCAAAGCCACACCAUCUUUGGCUUCCAAGCUCGGGAAUGAAGUUGAUAACUUCAAAAUUAAAGAAGUUGGGGACGGCAAUCUCAAUUUCGUCUACAUCGUCAUCUCUCCAUCUGGUUCAAUCGUCAUAAAACAGGCUAUACCUUAUGUUCGCUGUAUCGGUGAAUCAUGGCCAAUGACGAAGGAAAGAUCUUAUUUUGAAGCCACAGCUCUUAAACGUCAGCAUGAGCCUCCACAUAUAAUCUUGAGGAAAGGAUUGAUCGCUGGAGUUGAGUAUCCAUUAUUAGCAGAACACAUGGCUGAAUUUAUGGCUAACACCCUCUUUUACACCUCUCUUCUCUAUCUCACAACUACACAACACAAAAGUGCAGUGGCUGAAUUUUGUGGAAAUGUGGAGUUAUGUAGGCUGACAGAGCAAGUGGUGUUUUCAGACCCUUACAAGAUUUCAGAAUUUAACCGUUGGACUUCACCUUAUCUUGAUACUGAUGCAGAAGCAGUUAGAAAUGACAAAAUAUUAAAACUUGAAGUUGCUGAGCUUAAGUCUAAGUUCUGUGAAAAAACACAAGCUUUAAUACAUGGUGAUCUCCAUACGGGUUCUGUCAUGGUUACCCAUGAGUCAACUCAAGUCAUUGACCCAGAAUUUGCUUUCUAUGGGCCAAUGGGGUUUGACAUUGGUGCUUUUAUUGGAAACUUGUUUUUGGCUUAUUUUUCACAAGAUGGACAUGUGGAACAAGGGAAUGAUCGAAAAACAUAUAAAACAUGGAUAAUGGAUACGAUAGCAGACACUUGGAAUCUUUUUUAUAAAAAGUUUACAUCUCUUUGGGAUAUACACAAAGAGGGACCUGGUGAAGCAUACCUUCAUGAAAUUUAUAAUGAUUUGGAGCUUCGAGAGCUUGUGAAACAGAAAUACAUGAUGGAUUUGUUCCAUGAUUCUCUUGGAUUUGCUGCUGCCAAAAUGAUAAGGCGAAUUGUUGGGGUGGCUCAUGUGGAGGAUUUUGAGUCGAUUAGUGAUCUUGUGAAAAGAUCAGAUUGUGAACGAAGGGCUCUUGAAUUUGCCAAAAAUCUUAUGAAGAAAAGAAGAAAUUUCAACACCAUUGCUGAUGUCAUUGCUGUAGCUAAGUAGUGAAUGAUAAUACUUAUUUUCUUGCCUUGUUUGCUUUGUGUAAUCCACUAAAUAUAGGAAGGUAAUGCAUUGUUAUAAAAAUCUUGAAAUUUACCUAUUAAGAUGUUAUAUUUUGAUGGCUGACAAUAGAUGUGUAACGCCUGAGAUUUUUUUUUUAUAAACAAUAUCAGUUUUCGUACAAAAGAAUGUCAAGAAAACUUUCUUCUCUUGAGCAUGCUAGGUUUGUUUAACUUGAAUUGUGAAUUCAAUCGUUA